UUCUACGAUACCGCCUGUUAAUGCUUCAGGGAGCUGAUGAAUCUAAGAUGGAUACUUUUGACGAUGCCACUCUAUCGGUGUUGGAGGCUGCCAGUGUUGAUGAGGAGGCUUUGAAAGGCCUUAGCCGGGAUGACCUGAGGGAUCUUUUUCCUGGCCCAGAGAAUUUCCUCAAAAGAAAGAAACUUUGGAAUUUCAUCAGUGAAAAUUGUGAAAAUACCACGGACCAAGAUGCCAACAAUUGUGCCAUGCCACCAUGCCAGCCUCAAACCUCAACCCCCAUAUCUGCUGAGAAAAAAAUGAAAAUGCCAGACCCUCCAGAGUAUGUGGUGUACACAGAUUCAGAGUUAGACAUGGUGCGUAGUCAAUACUUUGCACUGCUCUGCAAUGGAAAGGAAAAAAAUUACAAACUGUCCAAGGAGCUAUGUUGCAGACUUGUAAGGAACACAAUAACCAGUAUGGUUGCUAUCCUGCGUGCUAGUCCCAUGGGGAAAGAAGUCAGUUACCCGUCAAAAUUGGAAAUAAGAGCCAUGUCACAGAAGAUUAUAGACUAUUACCCAAUGUUACGGGAUGAUGAUCCAAACAUGCCUUAUCUGACUAUCUACACCAAAAUGUACAAGCGACUCCAAAAUAUGAGAUCCCCACGGAAGAGGCAAGGCUCUGUACCACAAAGAGGAGCGGCAAAGACAGCUCUCUUCAGUGCAGACAACCAAGACAUGGAGACGGAUUGGACAGACACAAGCAACUCAAGUGAUAAUACCUUACUUCUUGAGAGCAAUGAUGACCUUACCGAGGACAACUCCAGUGAAGCAUUCCCAGCACAUCGACCCCCCUCUGUGCCAAGGAAGCCAAAGACCAAAACCUUCCUGCUGCCAUCCGCAUCAGCCUCAGGCUCCUCACUCAGGACUGUGAUCGCUUCACCAACCACGCCUGCAAAGGAUGAUGUUGUCGGCCAGGACAGUCUGAAAAUGCAGGCUAAGCACUACAAAACCUUGAGCAACAUGUACAAUAAGCCAAAUGCAAAACCCAAUCAAAGUGAUGUUGCUCAAGUUUUAGACCUUGAGUUUAAGGCCAGACGGGCUUUCAUUGAUGCAGAUGUUACAAGGGAAGAAGACCGACCUGCAAAAAUCUUUGAGGCAUAUCCAUGCUUUAGAGAUGUUCGAAAUGCAAUGGAUGAGCUGCGGCGCAUAGUAGGUGGCACCAACAGCAGAUACAUCGAGGAAGUGAAAGGAAGAUGGGUAGACUUUUGUGCCAAGGUGCAGUUCUAUGGUGUGUGGAAGAAAGCCCUGAAACCCCCCUUUCCAUCGGAUGUCCGUGGAGUGGAGUUCACGCUUGCCCUCUUCAAUGCACUCCCAUCCCUUUUCCCCUCACCAACUUCACCACCAAAGAAGCUUGGAAAUAGCUGUGAGGCACUUCUUCAUGUCCUGAAGUCAGGCGAAGACCCUGCCCUGUACCUGGAAAAGCAUCCUCUCUCCUCCCCAGUUCUGCUUUCUGAUGGCUCAACCACCAUUGUGGCUGUGGGUAAUGUACCUGUGACCACCCUCCCUCAGGAAGAUUUCUCAGACGGGAUGUUGGUGUUAAUGGCAUAUUACUACACUUUGCACUUAAGAUAUCCAAAAUGUGUUGCAACGCUCCUGUCAGUAAUUCAAACAGAGGUAAUUGGUGACACAAUCCACGAUCAAGAUGCCACUAGUGCUUACAGGAAAGCAAUGGCUGAUUGGAAGUAUUUCAUUGAGAAGUAGCUGAGUAUUUUGUCAUGCCAGUUCUUAUUGUUAGCUGUGAGUUCUUAUUGUUAGCUGUGCCUAAUAAUAGUUUUGUGUUGCACAAGCUUAUACAGUCACUGAGUUAUUACCUCAUUUAGGCCUGUAUUUAAAAUGAUAGUUAAGGAAAAAUCCAUAACUGAGGGCUGAGAAGUGUUUUUGUUUUUUGCCCUUUUGCUUUUAAUUUCUUUUAUUUUUAUGGAAAAGUAUUCAAAUGUCUAUAGCAAACUUGACUUGCUGAUGUUAAAUAAAUGUUGUCUUAAGCCAUGUUA
Messenger RNA from Gasterosteus aculeatus aculeatus (three-spined stickleback), 2029 nucleotides. The record is from RefSeq and is a predicted model, not a curated record. Lineage: Eukaryota; Metazoa; Chordata; Actinopteri; Perciformes; Gasterosteidae.